Messenger RNA from Pelodiscus sinensis (Chinese soft-shelled turtle), 5288 nucleotides. It is a transcript of the gene PRCP, whose product is annotated as prolylcarboxypeptidase. Lineage: Eukaryota; Metazoa; Chordata; Testudines; Trionychidae. Gene Ontology annotation, biological process: proteolysis; regulation of blood vessel endothelial cell migration; negative regulation of systemic arterial blood pressure. The record is from RefSeq and is a predicted model, not a curated record. Gene Ontology annotation, molecular function: serine-type exopeptidase activity; dipeptidyl-peptidase activity.
CCCCUGCCCCUGGCCUCCCGGCGGGGCCCCCAGCAGAGACCUCAGCCCCGCCCCUACCAGACCCGCUAUUUCCCCCAGAAGAUUGAUCAUUUUGGAUUUGUUCAAGAUCUUACAUUCCAACAGCGGUACCUAGUAGCAGAUCAACACUGGAGAAAAGACAAUGGAUCAAUUCUCUUCUACACUGGCAAUGAAGGUGAUAUCACCUGGUUUUGCAAUAAUACGGGCUUUAUGUGGGACACGGCGGAAGAACUUAAUGCCAUGUUAGUGUUUGCUGAACACCGAUACUAUGGAGAAUCCUUGCCCUUUGGAAAUAAGUCUUACACUGAUUCUAAACAUCUGAAUUACCUGACAUCGGAACAAGCCCUGGCAGAUUUUGCGAUAUUAAUUCAGCACCUAAAGGAGACAAUCCCAGGAGCCCAAAAUGCUCCUGUGAUUGCCAUAGGGGGAUCCUAUGGCGGGAUGCUUGCAGCCUGGUUUAGAAUGAAAUAUCCUCAUGUGGUGGUUGGAGCUCUUGCAGCCUCUGCCCCAAUCUGGCAGUUUGAGGAUUUGGUACCUUGUGGCACUUUCUACAGUAUAGUGACAAAUGAUUUCAAAAAGAGUGGACAGUGCUGCUCAGAGAGCAUCCUGAAUUCAUGGGAGGCCAUUAACCGUGUCUCCUCUACAGAUGAUGGUUUGAAGUGGCUUUCCAGCGCAUUUCACUUAUGCAGCCCAUUAAAAACCAAGCAAGAUGUUGCUGUGCUGAAAGCUUGGCUAAGUGAAACAUGGGUAAAUUUGGCAAUGGUGAACUAUCCAUAUAAAGCUGACUUCUUACAGCCCCUGCCAGCUUGGCCUAUUCAGGUAGUUUGCAAGUUCCUAAAGAAUCCUAAACAGCCAGACAAAUUAUUGCUGCAGAAUGUUUUCCAGGCAGCAAAUGUCUACUACAACUACUCAGGAGCUACAUCGUGCCUUAACACAUCUCAGAGUGCUACAGGAAAUCUUGGCCUGAUGGGCUGGUACUAUCAGGCUUGCACUGAAAUGGUGAUGCCCAUGUGCACAGAUGGGGUCAAUGACAUGUUUGAGCCGAGCAAAUGGAACUUCCAUGAGUUCUCUGAAGAAUGCUUCAAACUGUGGAAAGUGAGGCCUCGCCCUUCCUGGAUUCCUUCUGUGUAUGGAGGGAAAAACAUCAGUUCACACAGCAACAUUAUCUUCAGCAAUGGCGGCCUGGACCCGUGGUCUGGAGGUGGAGUGACUCAGAAUAUCACAGACUCUCUAAUAGCAAUUGUAAUCCCAGAAGGCGCUCAUCACUUGGACCUACGUGCCAGCAAUCCUGAUGACCCCAAAUCUGUGCUGCAAGCCCGGGCCUUGGAAGUUCAGUACAUGAAGCAAUGGAUUGAAAAGUCCAGGCAUAAAUACUAAAGUGGUACUGUAACAGGGGUGUUCAUGGCUCAAAACUUUUUUCAUUCCUGUUUGAUUCAUUCUCUUCCGUUCUUAGCGAUAUGUGUGUGUGCUGGCUCUCAGCACUGUCUGUGUGACUGAGGAGCAGUGGGGGUGGCUGCUAACUGGGAGUCUGCUCCAGUAGCAAACCUCAGUCAAUAAAAUGCAUGGAUUUGACUCACUCAGGGCGGCAUGCUUUCCUAUUCUGCUACUAAAUGCCUCCUCCAGCCUCUUUGCAACAUGCUUGUGUGGGGCCCAAUUCCUGGAAGGCCACACACAUCCUCACCAAAUCAGUUCCCAAGUUGCUAGCAAAGUGUGAGCUUGACCAAAUGCAGGGAUCACUGAACUCCAUGGCAAAGUUCUCCCUGAUUUCAACUGGAUCUCAGUAUAGGGGCUCCUUUUCAGCAGGUGUAAAUUGCCAUAGCUCCAACAGGAGUGUCAGCUGAGAUCUGCCCUAAAGCUUAACCUUAUCAACUCAAACUGCACAUAUGCUGCCUUCCAUCAGAUGCAGACUAGUUAAUACUAUAACCUGGAGAAUGAGAAACCAGAUUUGUUCAGUUGAUGAGUAUAAGGAAAGCUGCUGAGUAUUGCCUCCUAUAGGCAAAAUCUUGUCUUAAGAGACUGCUUGCAAGUUUCUCCAAGUUUUCUAGCAGAACGGUUAUUGUUUCCAAUCUCCAGGUAAAAACAAACCAGGUAGGGAGCUGAGUUUUGGUGUUCCCUCUGAUUCAGACAGUUGUUGUCUCUGAGUUGGAGACUUAAUGGGGAUGUAAACCACUUUGAUAUGGUGAAGAUUGGGGGCAAAGGAAUUGUUUUAGUGUGGGAACAAAACCACAUUAGGAUGUGAUUUCAUGGACAGAAAGACCAGCCAUAUAUUUUUCUUGGUUACAACGCUGCUGAAAACAAGUUCUCACGUGUGGUUGUUUCUGUUCUCCUCACCAAAUAGGAGUGGCCUCUAAACACAUUUUUGCUUUUUAAUUCUCCAAUUGCUUGUCUGUGCACCAUUUGUUGUUUUUGUCCCUCCACCACUGCUUCCCUUAAGGCCGGGAUACCAGCCGCUGUGGUGCUGCCGAAGAGAAAUGUGGGUAUUUUCUUCCUUCUUGUUGCUUUUUUUUCCAGAUCAGCACUGGGAAACCUUCUUUAAAUUCUUCUCCUGCAGAGGGAACCUGACACGCUUGCUGGCUAGAUCUUAAGUGACAAAUAAUUGGGGCAGGACCUUGUUUUCUUUUCCUUUUCUGUAUAUUGAUAAGAUUCUGCAUGGUCUGGUUGCCGCUGAUGGUUCAAUAAGGCCUUUUAAAAAUUGUUUGCAGGGUAAACGCUUCAGAAUGCAGCUAAACUAUGGGGACAGCAUUAACUCAAAGCGUGAGGCAGUGCUCAGCAGAGCAGGUGGGGGGGGCUUUCUGUAGAGCUUCCAAAAGAGAGAACUGCCCAAUUCAUGCAGAAACAUAUUUGACAUUAAUAAAUGGCUGGGACAGUCCCCUCACUUUGCAGCUUUGGCUUUGUUCACACUGAAAGCCUUCUACCAAAAGGCCCCUUUUCUAAGCUAGCAGGACUAGCUCAUUUUGAGUCAGAAAGUCUCAAGGCAACAAAUGUACCCAAAUGUCUCAUAACAUUCCAGUUUUGUUUGCAUUUGCCAGCUUUAAGUCGUGUGCCUAAAAUAUACUCAAACCUCUUUAAUCUGGCUGUGCCGGACUAUGGAGUUUUUCCGACCAUGGGUGUUUGCCAUAAUGAAUGGUAAACAAAAUCUAUUGCUAAAUCUUUUGUAUAUUCAUAUGAUUAUAGAGUACUAUACAUGGAUAACAUGUCAUAAGAUAAAUCCUUAAGCCAUUAUAUUUAAACUAUUAUUGGGAGUGCAGGGUCUGGGAGGGAAGGAGUAUGCAUGAGGGAAUGGGAAUGCAGGAUCUGGGCAUGAGGGGGACGGAGGUGAAGCACUUACUUAGCGCUCCACCCCUGGGGACAUGUGGCUCUGUGCCUCACUACCACUCCCAAGCACUGCCCGCCCCACCACAACUUCCAUUGGCUGUGGUUUGCGGCCAAUGUGAGUGGCAGGAGAAAAGUCUCCAGACAAGAGCUUUGCUGUGCUGCCAUUCCCCCAGCUGGGAAAGGGGGUAGCAGCAGUGCCUCUUUCUCUUCCCCCUUCCGGGCAGAGCAUCUGGGCCAGAUCCAGCCUGUGGUUUGCCUAGAUCUGGUCCACGAAGCUCAGAGCUCCCACCCUUGCAGUGGGGAGCUGGGGCUCCAGCCAUGCUGGGGCAAGAACCAUGGGUGUUUCCAGAUCACAGGCAUCUGGAUUAAGGAGGUUCAAGUGUACAACAUUUCUUAUUACUCCAGGCAGCCUUUCAUAUUUGCACAUAAUCCAGCAUUUUCUAGGAACAACACAGAUUUUACUAUGAAUCUUUACUUUUUUAACGCACUCCAGUAAGUCUGGUUCUCUCGUUGACAGAGCUCUUGGCAUAUCCUUGCUUUUGCUCCAGUAUUCUAGGGAAGGUUGAUUUGAACCUUUAUGUUCAGGUUGAGCAGUCUGAAUCUUUCAUGCUCUGUCUUUAGCAGGUAAUCACUUUGGAGCCUAUAAAGAGUGAGACAAGAGAAGAAUCCUACUACAAGGGGAAGAUUUGACAAAAAUCUGUCCGUUGUUAGUAAUCUCCAUUCAAAUGGGUCAUAUUUCUAGCUUUAUGAUGUAAAUGUGUCCUAAUAUCAAUGUGUGCUCUUUACAAUAAAAUAGUGGCCUUAACUUUUUUGUUGUUUUACAAUGUUUUAAACAUUUUAGAUCAAAUAAAAGCUAACCACAUUUCCUGUGUCCCCUGCCAAACUUGAAGACACAAUCAAUAGUAUUUUAAGAUGGCAUCUUAUUUAUUCUUAAUCUUCUUUAUUGGAGGGCAAGGAAGGGAACUGACCACGUACAUCUAAACAUUAGGAAUGCACAAACCACUCAUCAUCAAUAUUCCCUCUUGUUGUUAUCCAUGUGCAGAAUAUAUUUUGUUUUGUGCACUGAGGCAUUUGUGGAUGUGUGUCACCAGUAGGAAUAGAUGCUGUUGGCUGAGGGUGCUGAGGGCACUCUGCUAAUCAGUUGGGUGCAUUUGCAUAUCUCCUGGGUGGCCGCCCGAGUGCUCAUCUUACAGGGAACACUGCUCGGAACCAAGGAAAAAAAGGAUAAGGGUCUAAUCUAUUUCCUUUGACCACAGGGGGAACUGGAUCAGGUCUUAAGAAUACAGAAUUCAUAAAUUUAUAUAAAGAAAGAUCUGUAAAUAAUAAUGUUGUAGCCUGAGCUCAUGCUGUACUACUGUAGUAUCUCUAAGGGCUUGAUUUCAAUGCCCAUUGAAGUCCCUAGGAGACUUCAUGGGUUUUACCACUUUUCUUAGGUUUUUAACAAGGUGACCAGUUUUCUGUUCUGGCCUUCAUCAUAAUAGUUGAAACACUAGGUCUAUCUGUGUACUUAUUUCCCUUAAAUGAUCUUUCAGACCUAGUCCCAGAAUUUAUGUGCAUUAGGGAAUGACCAUCAACAAAGAUCAGCUACCUCAUUUUGAAGUGUAACUUUCCCUGCUUAUGUCCGGCGCGUUAGACUAUCAGGAGCCAGGAUAGGGUUGUAACUUUAUUUGGCCCACUGUAUCAUGAUUAAACGAUAUUUCAUCUUCCUUCAAGAAAAUAAUCCCAGAUACACCACCUCAGUGUGUGUUGUGAAUUCUUUGAAGUACAUAUUGCGUUUUUGAUGGAAAAUGCAUAAAAUAAAACAAAUAAUUGAUAUUUCUAUAUAAAGCACUGAUGACGUGAAUAAAAAGCCAGUAAUUGUGAAUCUUACAGUUAGAAGAUUUUGAAAUUGAAACCUGUAUGACAAAAAUAUGCUGUAACAAGUAUUAAAGAUAAAUAAAUGUGAAUUUCUGGAA